UUUCCAGGUGAGUGACGAGAGCGUCGGGCCACGCCCCUAAACCCUUAAAUAGACCUUGAGGGCGUGGCUUAGAGAGCCCCACGCCCCCCGGCCCCCUACCGCCCUACGUCGUGCGUGACGUCCGUCGACGGCAAGUCAGCCUCAGUGAGGUCACUGCCCUCGCGCGCCGAGUGCCGACCCUCUCGUCAGGGGUGGGGCCUGUGGUCAAGUUCCAGACUCCCUCCGCUCCGCCCCGCCGGCGCCUGCUCGCGGACCAUCCGGCGCGUCACGUGACGGGUCGGCGGCGCCGGCGGUUGCUGUCAGCUGAUAUCACGGGUUGGUGGCAGCGGCAGCCGUGGCGAUGGACUUUCUCCUGGGGAACCCGUUCAGCUCUCCGGUGGGACAGCGCAUCGAGAAAGCUACGGAUGGCUCCCUGCAGAGCGAGGACUGGGCCCUCAACAUGGAGAUCUGCGACAUCAUCAACGAGACGGAAGAAGGUCCCAAAGAUGCCUUUCGAGCAAUAAAGAAGAGAAUCACGGGGAAUAAGAACUUCCACGAGGUGAUGCUGGCUCUCACGGUCUUGGAAACUUGUGUCAAGAACUGUGGGCACCGCUUCCAUGUGCUGGUGGCCAGCCAGGACUUCGUGGAGGGCGUGCUGGUGAGGACCAUCCUGCCCAAGAACAACCCACCCACCAUCGUGCACGACAAGGUGCUCAACCUCAUCCAGUCCUGGGCUGACGCAUUCCGCAGCUCGCCUGAUUUGACAGGUGUCGUCGCCGUCUACGAGGACCUGCGGAGGAAGGGUCUGGAGUUCCCAAUGACCGACCUAGACAUGCUGUCGCCCAUCCACACGCCCCAGAGGACCGUGUUCAGCUCGGAGACACCAUCAGGACAGAAUUCUGUGGGCACUGACGCCAGUCAUCGGGGGGACCCCAGCCAGCACACAGCUUCGCUGACCACCCCAGCUGUACUCCCCAGCGACACACCCAUAACGCCAACCCCUGAGCAGAUUGCAAAGCUGCGCAGCGAGCUGGAGAUGGUGAGUGGAAACGUGAGGGUGAUGUCGGAGAUGCUGACAGAGCUGGUGCCCACCCAGGCAGAGCCUGCAGACCUGGAGCUGCUACAGGAGCUCAACCGGACGUGCCGAGCCAUGCAGCAGCGGGUCCUGGAGCUCAUCCCCCGCAUCGCCAAUGAGCAGCUGACGGAGGAGCUGCUCAUAGUCAACGACAAUCUCAACAACGUGUUCCUGCGCCAUGAAAGGUUUGAGCGGUUCCGGACAGGCCAGACCACCAAGGCCCCAAGUGAGGCUGACACGGCAGCAGCUGACCUCAUUGACAUGGGCCCUGACCCGGCAGCCACUGGUGGCCUCUCGUCCCAGCUGGCAGGAAUGAACCUGGGUUCCAGCAGUGUGAGAGCUGGCCUGCAGUCUCUGGAGACCUCUGGCCGGCUGGAAGACGAGUUUGACAUGUUUGCACUGACACGGGGCAGCUCGCUGGCUGACCAACGGAAAGAGGUAAAAUACGAAGACCCCCAAGCUACGGAUGGCCUAGCUGGAGCCCUGGACGCCCGGCAGCAGAGCACAGGAGUGAUCCCCAUCACCCAGGCCUGCCUCAUGGAGGACAUUGAGCAGUGGCUGUCCACUGACGUGGGGAACAGUGUGGAGGAGCCCAAGGGUGUCACCAGUGAAGAGUUUGACAAGUUCCUGGAAGAACGGGCCAAAGUGGCUGAUCGGUUGCCCAGCCUCUCCAGUCCCUCAGCCGAGGGACCCCCAGGGCCCCGUCCUGGCAGCACCCCUCGAAAGAAGACCCAGGAGAAAGACGACGACAUGCUGUUUGCCUUGUGAGCGGGGCUGGCACCCUGCAGCCCGAGCCCAGUUGCUGCCACCCUCCUGGCUGGGGCCUCUUCCCGUCCCUUGGUGUUAAGGCUGCUUUGGAGUGGCUUGUUACCCCCUUCUCUCCUCCUCGAGGCUGGGCCAUGUUUGGGGUGUGGGAAGGCAGUAGGUGAAUUGAGUGAAUAAGUCAGUUCUUUGUUGGGACCCUGGCCACUGCUGCCUCCUUCCCCACCCCAGCCGACCACUCUGACUUUGCUGAGAUCUGGAUGGCCUGGAAGACAGGCUGCUGCUUGGUUGCCCCGGGUGACUCCUGCCCUGGGUGACCCAUCCCUGGACCCACCCCCAGAGGAGCCCUCCAGAGCCCACACUGCCAGCCACAGUCUGGCUGGAAGCUGGAAACAGAAACUUCUGUUGCAGCCUCUGGUCCCUUCCCUGGCCCUGGCCUCAUGGAGCCUGGAAACUCUGCCCAGCUGUUGUGGGCAGGGUAUGUGGCCCUCUGCUCAGCUGCACACUGUCCAGGUACGAAGCUGCACAUGGUAGGGCUCCAGCGCCCCAGCCCCGGACUGCAGGGGACACCUCGGGCCAUGCCUGGAGCACCUGCGGCCCCACAAUCUCCUCCACUGCCUUCUCCCCCCACCCUUCUUCUUCCAGCCGCUGGACAUGGGCCCACCCACCUGUUGGCUGAUCCUCUUGUACUGGGAGAGGUGCCUUUUCUGUCCCCAAUUAAAGGUAGAAAACCACCCUG
This is a messenger RNA of Miniopterus natalensis, 2555 nucleotides long. It is a transcript of the gene TOM1, whose product is annotated as target of myb1 membrane trafficking protein. Gene Ontology annotation, molecular function: phosphatidylinositol binding; ubiquitin binding; clathrin binding. Gene Ontology annotation, cellular component: membrane; endosome. Gene Ontology annotation, biological process: signal transduction. The record is from RefSeq and is a predicted model, not a curated record. Lineage: Eukaryota; Metazoa; Chordata; Mammalia; Chiroptera; Miniopteridae.